Molecule: messenger RNA, 1431 nt
Organism: Cladophialophora yegresii CBS 114405
Lineage: Eukaryota; Fungi; Ascomycota; Eurotiomycetes; Chaetothyriales; Herpotrichiellaceae
Exons: 3
Coding region: 1-1431 (476 amino acids)
Biological process (GO): carbohydrate transport; transmembrane transport
Cellular component (GO): membrane
Molecular function (GO): carbohydrate:proton symporter activity
Source: RefSeq, a predicted model, not a curated record
AUGUACGGUUAUGACGCCGGGGUCUUGGGAGGCGUGCUCUUGCACAAGCCUUUUCUCGACGCUAUCGACAACCCGACCGGAGAAUGGGUGAUUCCCUGGAUCUCGAGCUCCUACUCCUUGUCGGCAUGCAUCACUUGCGCCAUCGUGGCGACGUUUGCAUUCAAAAUCGGCCGGCGAGGGACCAUUAUCUUGGGCAACAUCGCCGCUGUGGUCGGUUCGGUCAUUCAGUCGACCGCUAACUCGGUGGCACAACUCACUGUCGGUCGAGUGAUCACAGGCUUUGCUAUCGGCUGCAUUUCGAGCGCUGUCCCUACUUACCUUGCGGAGACCGGAGUUGAAAUCGGCGACCGUGGCCCUGCCAAUGCCUUCAACGCGAUAAUGCUGAUAUCCGGCGUCCCGUUGGCGUACUGGAUCGACUAUGGCUGUACCAAAUCUAAUGGACAAUGGAGCUGGCGGGUGCCCAUCGCGUUUCAAUGCAUAUUUGCCAUUAUCGGCGGAGGCUGCAUGUUCUUCCUCCCCGACACGCCCCGUUACUACUACGCCAAAAACCGGCAUAGCGAAGGCGACGACGCACUGGAACGGCUGAAUGAUGCGGCAAUUGACACUGAACAAGUCCAGCGGAUCAAGCGAGAGAUUCUGCUCGCCAUCGAGGCAGAGGACGAAGCCGCGUCAAGCCUCCACUGGAGAAUGUUCCUCACGUCGGGCAUCAUCGACCGCACACCGAUGAAGAUCAUCCGAAGGCUGUGCAUAUGCUUCUGGCUCCCCAUGAUUAGGGAGUGGAUGGGUAGCAGUUUAAUGGCUUAUUACAGCUCCGUCAUCCUCAGCAGAGUUGGCGCUCGGCCUUCCCUGGUCAGCCUCCUUGCUGGGGUGCUCAAUAUCUUCUUCGCUCUCGGCUGUGUACCGCUUUACUUUACCAUUGAACGAGUCGGCCGCCGCUCUGUCCUCCUAUACGGGGCGUGCGUUAUGUCCGUCCUAAUCCUCAUCUUUACUGUGCUGCAGGCCGUCCCUGCGACGACUUCCAUCCAAUGGGCAGGGAUCGGCAUCAUCUUCCUCUUUCUCUUUGUCUUCGGGUACGCGUGGCAGGGCUGCGUCUGGCUCUAUUGCUCCGAGAUCGCCCCGCUCGAAUACCGACACAUCGGUGGUGCUUUUACUGGGUUUGGUGAGUGGUUGAUGACGUUCAUCACGGUCUUUGCGGGACCUAUCGGUCUGACCAAUGUGGGCUGGAAGUUUUGGCUGUGGGUGCUCAGCGGGAAUCUAGUGGCCAUCGCCUUUGUUUUCUUCCUCUGCCCUGAGACGGGCGGGAAGACGUUGGAGCAGGUGGAUUUCCUGUUCAGCAAGAGUGAGUUUGUGAGUGGAAUGAAGAAGGCUGAGCAGGAUGAAGAGGAAGGAGAGGAGAAGCGGAUUGAGGAGCGGGUUGAAUUGAAGGCAUAG